This is a messenger RNA of Rhipicephalus microplus (southern cattle tick), 2479 nucleotides long. RefSeq lists its product as uncharacterized. Gene Ontology annotation, biological process: regulation of transcription by RNA polymerase II. Gene Ontology annotation, molecular function: DNA-binding transcription factor activity, RNA polymerase II-specific; RNA polymerase II cis-regulatory region sequence-specific DNA binding. The record is from RefSeq and is a predicted model, not a curated record. Gene Ontology annotation, cellular component: nucleus. Lineage: Eukaryota; Metazoa; Arthropoda; Arachnida; Ixodida; Ixodidae.
AUCCUACAGUGGUCGUGGCCACGCCGCACACAAAGAACUGUGACUGUUUUCGCGCUGUCUCAUUCUACUCCUGGACGCCUCAGUGUCACAGCGUGUUCCAUGUGAUUGUCAAGGUUGUCGAGCAAUCUCGGAAACGCACGACGCCUUUCAGCGCUGUAAUCUCGCAACGGGAGUUCCUCUUCAUUGUUGGCAUCUCGCUUCUUACACUGGCGGGGCAAGAUGGGAGAAAUCCUUGUUCCUCAGAAGUUCUUCAGGAAUCCGGGAGAAAAAAUUUAGGAGUUCAUUUGUUGAAGCCUCGUUGAGAGAUUGUUCUGGCCGCAAAUAGUCGCUGAGGUGUCUUCGUGGAGUUAUAAAUCACCUUUCAUGUCGUGACGGAUGAAUAUAUGGGCAAUUUAUUUUCCAUUUAGGUGGUGUGUAAGAAAAGGAUAAGAGUUCAUUUCUUUGAUACUUUAGCCUAUCUUGUGCUAGAAGACUUAACAAAGUGUGAGCUCUCCAGCACUCGUUGAUCGAGUACAUAUCUGAAAACAAUGUGGCUGUUUUAGAAGGGCACACUGAAGUCAGGUCAGGGAUACUCUGAAUAUACCUUAUACCUUCGGACUCGAAAGCCACGACUCCGUUUUUUUUUUGUCUUCAGCAUCAGCAUUGCGCUUCUGCAGACGCUAACCCUAACGCCUAAGGUACAUCACGCUUGCCACGUCAACGAACACAUAUAACAAUGCCGUCGACACCAAGACGAAGUGGUGGCGGAGGAGGAGGCUUUUCGGAAGAGACCUUCUUUCCCAAGAAGGUCAUCGAGCUGGUCACCAUGGAACCGAGCUCGAGCCGCCGGAACCGGCAUAACAGUCACCACGUUCAUCAUCACCCGGCUUCGUCGUCGUCUUCCAUGGCCCCGUCUUCGGGUCGACAGUACGAGGACGAGGACGACAGCUGUUCGGGGGACAGCUCCGAGGGACUGUCCAUCGACCCUCUGGACGACAACCCGGGCAUCCAGGCGGCAGUCAGUAAGGUGCUGCAGAGCUACGACUGGUCGCUCGUGGCCAAGACGACUCGUCAGACAACAUCGGAGAAGAAGCGGAUGCAUGUCAAGCGACCCAUGAACGCCUUUAUGGUGUGGGCUCAGGCUGCCAGGAGGAAGCUGGCCGACCAGUACCCACACCUUCACAACGCUGAGCUGAGCAAGACCCUCGGUAAACUGUGGAGGGUCCUUGGCGAUGACGAGAAGCGACCCUUCAUGGAGGAAGCGGAGCGUCUGCGCUGCAAGCACAAGAAGGACCACCCGGACUACAAGUACCAGCCUCGCCGCAGGAAACCGCUGAAAGGAUUCGAACCGCCCACCCCGCAACCACCACAGCAACAGCAGCAGGGACAGACGAGGUCCAAGGGGCGAUCCUCGUCAGCUUCUCAGGCGUCGUCAUCAAGGGCCAGCAGCCAAUCGCAGCAAAGCCAGCAACAACAGCAGCAACAAUCCCAGCGCACGGCGUCUGCCCCUGAAGGAUCCACGGCGUCCGUAGAAUUGUGCGUUCCUUCCUCAUUGGCCGAACAGCAACAGCAGCAUCACACACAGCAGCAGCAUCAGGUGGACAUGAUCUGCGGGACGACCGGUGGCCUGCAGCCGGUCAUGCUCAACACGGGACAUUGCCCUCCUGCCACCUCACCCUACAACCGAGGUCAGUGCGCCUCGCCACCGACGCCUCCGACGACACCGCAGCACGUGGCCGUUGCUGCGGCUGCCACGGGUCGCUUCCUGGGCGCCUCGGCUGCGGCCACCUUGGCGCACGACGCCCUCAGCUCUGUGGCGCAAACCAGCGGCAUCGACUGCGCACCACAGCUACGAGGCCAUGAAGGUGGCGCAACCAGUCGGUCUCUGGCCACGUGCAAAUACGGCGGUGGAGUAGAUCCCACGGGCACGGCCGCACAAGCAUCCGCACACGCUGUUGCUAUGACAACGGUCGACUCAUACGUACACCUAGGGCUCAACCCAGCCGGCGGAGGGCAGUACGGACCAUGUCCCGGACCCUGGAACGCACACAGGUUUGCCGACCAGUUCGGCCAAGAUCGGUUCCGUAUGGGCUCCUGCUUCGGCCGCGAAGAACACCCGCUAGACGGCUCGGCUGGUUCCAUGGCUGCCGCCGCCGUCGACCGCUCGCACCCAGCCAACUCAGGUGCUAUGUCGACCAACGCGGGAGUCGUGGACCACCACCACCUGUACCGCAACCACAACUAUGGCACUGCGGCGGCAGCCGCCGACUUCCGGCGGUCUGCUCCAGCCGGCUUCGUCGACGCUGACGGCUACUGCUCCACACGCGGCGUACUGGGCGUCCAGAACUGCCCAGUCUUCACGCACGUCGUGCAGACCACGGCCCAAGACCAGGGUCUGUUCGGUGCGGACGGUAGGACGCAGAUGAUGGACGCUUCUUCCGGUGCAUGCGCAUACGGGACGGCGCAGGCUCUGGCUGGACACUUCCUGUCCCCCCGAUAG